Messenger RNA from Marmota flaviventris (yellow-bellied marmot), 535 nucleotides. RefSeq names its product small integral membrane protein 27 (gene Tzmp1). The record is from RefSeq and is a predicted model, not a curated record. Lineage: Eukaryota; Metazoa; Chordata; Mammalia; Rodentia; Sciuridae.
UGGGCGGGCGUUCGGGCCCGGUUGUAAGAUGGCUGCUGCCGCCCAGCAGCCACCGCCCCGGAGUUUUCUUUAGAGCCUGAGGCUUCCGCGCAUUCCCGCUUACGACCGUCGCCUCCUUACCAUGAAGCCAGUGAGUCGCCGCACCCUGGACUGGAUUUAUUCAGUGUUGCUGCUUGCAGUCGUUUUACUCUCCUGGGGAUAUGUCAUCUAUGCCUCAACAGUAGCUGCUCAACGACAGCUAAGGAAAGAAUACCCAGACAAAAUCUUCGGGAUGAAUGAAAACUUGUAGUUCUUUUGGAUUUAAUUCUCUGCAAUACAGUUCUUUUCUUCAUGCUUAUCUGACACCUAUGUAGAUUUAAAAGUAAAAUCCACACUUCCCAGAUUUAUUUUUGUAUAGUUUUUUAUAAUAAGCACAAACAGGAUAAUUUUUCAAAUAGAUCUUAUAGCUUUUGAGUGUCAGACCAGAGAUUCUCAGGAUGGGCAAGAGUGCGACAUCUACAUUCGAGGGGAGAAAUAAAGAAUGUCCAUGCGCUUC